Aphis gossypii (cotton aphid) is the source of this 834-nucleotide messenger RNA. RefSeq lists its product as uncharacterized. The record is from RefSeq and is a predicted model, not a curated record. Bases 133 to 696 code for a protein of 187 amino acids. Lineage: Eukaryota; Metazoa; Arthropoda; Insecta; Hemiptera; Aphididae. The transcript has 2 exons.
ACUUACUACUUAGACAUAAUUCCGGUAGGUAUACCUACUUGGCGCAUGCAGUCCGCGGACUAUAUAAGCGCGUCGAUCCGGUGCCCGUGAUUUUCUUUCGCCGACAGACUCAAUCACGCAAACUCUUACAAGAUGGACAAGGCCAACAGAGUGUUCGUCUUUUGCGCUGUUGCAGUAGCCAUGAUUUCGAUCAGUGAACUACCAAUUGCAACGGAAGCGUUUUUGGAGCCGUUCGCCAGCCAUUUGAUCGCGAAAAAAAUGAUGCUCAAACAAGGAUUCGCCGCACCCGCCGGCCAAACACAUUACAUUUAUUACGGUGGCCAAUAUCAACACCAGCCUCAGCCGCGGCCAGCACCACCCCAGCCCCAGCCCAGUGUUAGCUACGCCGUCGCUUACGGUCCUCAAACGCCCAGCUACCCCGCGUACGGUCCUCAAACUUCCAGCUACCCUGCGUACGGCCCUCAAACCUCUAGUUACCCGGUAUACGGUCAGCAGACUAACGGGUAUUCGGCGUACGGACAGGCCAGUUUCAGCGGAUACAGCGAACAACCCGCGCCCGUCGUCAAACCAGCAUCGCCACCUUCCGGAUGUCCACCGGCUAGCCAGUCGAGCACACCGGUAGACUACUCCAACUACGCCGUCCACGGUGGACAGGGUUACGGCAGCUACGGCAACAACGGAGGUUAUGGAAAAUAAUGUAGACAGACAGACUACAAUACCAUAAUAUUAAUUAUAGUAAUAGUAAUAAAAAAAUCCACCAAUGUAUUAUUGACUAUGUAAGUUUAAAGAAUUAAAAAUUAAUUUAAUAGUAAAAAAAUGACAAUGUACAAACAA